AUGUCAGCCGACGGUUAUCGAGUAGAAAUAACACAUUACCUCAACCCUCAUUUGAUAUGGGUUGAAGUAUUAGAUCCCUCGAAUGCAAAAGAUGAGUACGUGUUCGAACAGGUCGGAUUAUAUGGCAUACUACCAUUAGACAACACUUUAGAUAUUGUACUUAAUGAAUUAAAGAUCCAAAAAUGCGAUAAAUGGAUACCAGCAGCUACAAAAAAAUUAAAAGAAAUCUUCAACGAUAGUACUGAAGUCUGGUUUACUCCCACCUACAUAGAUCGAGGAACAUCAAUAUUUGAUGAUAAUAUCCAUAAAUAUGGAGAAUUAUUAAUAAAACAUAAAGAUGGUAAAUUGAAAAAUGUAUCCAAACUGUUAAUCACAACAAACCUUGCCUAUUUUGAUGAGAAUGAUUUUCAUCAAAAGUUAAGUUCUGGUAACUUAGAGACUAAACUUUCAUCCACCAAAACAGAGGAAGUUGUAAGAAAAAUUGAAAAAUUUUAUACUAAAAAUAACCCAAUGCUAAAAUCAAAGAAAGAGGAAGCAGUCAAAAAACAAACCUCAGUAUUUCAAAUAUCUCGAGAAUUUGAAUCAUUAUUAACAGUACGUAAUGUUGAAAGACAUAACAAUGAGAUGCUCAGUCAGAUUCUGGAACAGAAAGCUAGAGAUUUUGAGUUGUGUAAGGAAGUGGAUGAAGAAUCCGUUGGUUGUGGGUUUAAACUGAAAUCUGAUAUUGAAAAAAUUGCAUUCAAACAAAGGCAGGCAACUCAUAGAUCUCAGAGUAGUACUAAUUAUGAAAAAACCUUUGAUGAUAUUAAAACCUUUUUAACUACAAAUUCUAAAGAAAAACGUAAUACAGAAAGUGAAGUUUCAGAACGGGAUAGUAAUCAAUUAGCUCUAAGUGCAUUGUUAAAUAAAGGGAAACUUCUUUUCAAUAAGUUGGAUCAAACAAAUAAAAGUGAAUCAGAUAAAAUGGAAAAUAUUCAAAGUACCAGCACAAAAACUGAUGAACCAUUAAAGUCUAAGGAUGAAGCGACAUGUAAAUCUAUAAAGAAUAAAAAACCUAGCUCGCACAAAGACAGCAAAGGAUCUUUUAAUAAAAAAGGAAGCCAAAUCAGUGAUAAAAAAAAUGACGAUGAUGUCAGUGACAAUUCCUCACUAAAGGAAGAUGAAACGUCAAAGAACUCUCCAAACGUUUCCAAACCAUCGAAAAAUAUUAAAAUCGAAAAAAAAUAUAUGAAGCAAGUGGCAUUUGGUCCCCCUGGGCUUGACCCACAAAAACUUAAAAUAGAAUUUAAAUCGUUGGACCCAGGCGGAUCUUACUUUGAAAAUAUGAAAAAAGAACCAAAAGAAAUGGAAUUCGAUGGUAACAAAAUGUUUGUGAACAAUGAAUCUGAUUGGGAUAUGGACAAAAAUAUACAAAAUGAUUAUGAUACACAAAUCAAUAAUGCCACAAUAGAAAAAGAAAAAAACAUAGAGGUAAAAAAAGAAAUUCAAGAAUCCAGCCCAAAUAUAGUUACACCAAAAGAUUGUUCCAUAUUACAAAAGAAAAUGAAAGCCUUAGAAAAAUUUUCACUAAAUAUAUCUUCCUCUAGUUCCCAUACAUUGGAUAAAAGAUCUGUGAGCAGUGACACAAACGAUUCUGAUGAAGGCAUCAAUGUAAAUUUCAAAAGGGUAAAUGCUAAAAACAAAAGCAAUCCAACAGUUAAUAAAGAAGAGAAACCUAAAGAAGUUCUAACUGAAGGUGGUUUAUUGAAAUACAACGUGAAUCCUUUUAAAAAUAUCGAUACUGAUAUAUCUGUGUUUGUCGAUAAGUUGGUGUCGCCAGUGUUGAUGGUACAUUUGAAAAUCAAUAGGUGUGUUCAACCUGUUCAAAAUUUACGUGACGUGUGCUUUAAUAAACAUAUACAUGAAGUCCUAAAAAUUAUGUCGAUUAAAGGCCCAAUGAUGCUACAAACGGUGUCUUGGUCUAUUAUUUUGAGAGGUUACAGCUUAUUCAUGAUCAGUCCUCCAAACAGUGGUAAGACAAUGGGCUAUUUGCCAGCAGUUUGUCGAUUAGUCAGCGAUUCGUCGCCGAUUAUAGGUAGCUCUGGUCCGAUAGCGAUUAUAGUCUGCGCUACGGCUAAAUUGGUUGCGAAUGUAGAAAGAGUGGCGAAAAUGUUUCUAGGGUUAGAGGAUCGAGUUCUCGCGUGCUAUUCCGGUGUCGAUGAUCUUUAUGUCACAACAAGUCUCCUAAACGGUUGUGAUUUGUUGAUAGCUACGCCAUAUUAUCUAUCGAAAUUAUUGCAAAUGUCCGAUUUCAGUGUCGAUUUGAGGCGGUUAUCGAUUUUCGUUCUUGACGAUUGUGAAAGAUUAUUCAGUACGUACGAAGACGAAAUUAAAACAUUCCAAAUAAAAAUAAACAAAAUGUUGAAAAAAAGAACACAGAAAGAAUUAAAAGUUCAGUAUAUACUAGCUUCGCGUGUUUGGUGCGAUAAUAUGGAGGCCUUAGCUUUGAAAGCUCCCGAUACGGUUAUUUGUAUCGGGGCUUUCCAAGAGUGUGUUCUAUAUUCAAAAACGAAUAUGUCCGUUAGUUUCAUCAUAAACGAUAAAGUAAAAUGUUUAUUUGAAUUUUUACAAAAUAUAGACAGAUCGAAAAAGACUGUCAUAGUAUGCGGGUCCGAUGAUGAAGUCAAUAUGCUAGAAAAGGCGUUAAAAAGUUCUAAACAAAUAGUGUACGCGACUAAUAACAAAAUGACUGUACAUGAUUUGUACCAUUUAAGUGCUUCAUGGUCAGAGUGUAAUGUUCCAUUAUUCGGACCUAUAUUGAUUUGUUGCGAUGGAAAUUUGACUCAUAUGAAUAUUACAGACGCACAUAAUUUGAUUCAUUUCUCGUUACCGCAUCUCUAUUCGAUGUUUUGUAAGCGAUUUUCGGUUUUAAACGAUAAUUAUCCAUCGAUAUUUAAAAAUAAUAAUGAUAUGGUCAAAAUAAAAAUCAUUGUCGAGCAAAGCAAUGCGGAACAAUUGCCUAAAAUUAUAAACUUUAUAAAACGUUGCACUGACGUCCCAGAUGUCUUAGAUGGUGUUUGCAAAGAGAUUUUAAAAGAGAAAGAUGUGAUCAGAGCUAAGAAUUUAGUCCCGUUAUGCGAUAGUUUCCUCAUGUUGGGAGAAUGCCCUGACGUUUACUAUUGUCACGAAAGGCAUAACAUUUUAAAAGAUUAUGAUAUGCCACUAGAAUGGUUGCCAACAGAAGGUUUUGUUACUUUCAAAGUUUUACAUUACAAUUCAGCGACAUCAUAUUCUGGCAGGCUUUUGACUAACAUUUCAGACGGCAAUGUUGUAAAAUAUCCGCAAACCUAUAGUUCCUUAUCUCUGAAAAUGGGCUUGUACUAUUGCAAAGAGGUCAAUAGAAAACUUCAUGGUUGUCCCAAAGUAGGUGAUAUAUGCGCCGUAUCUAUUAAAGUCAAUUUGUACGCGAGAUGUCAAGUUGUUAAAAUAUUAAGCAAAUAUGAAAGAGGAAACCCAAAUAACGUACUUAUAAAACUAAUUGAUGAAGAAUGGUAUGAAGUUACGAGAGAUAUUAAUCUUUACCAUUUACCUGAAGAGUUGAAAGCGAUAGAAUCUUGCGUUGCUCAGAUAAAGCUGACUAAUAUAGCGCCUAGAGAUAAUGACAUUACGUUUUCUGAUCUCGCUAAAAACCAUAUUAAGAAAAUCAUUGACAGCGAAGAAGAUCUCUUCCUUAGAGGUCAUAUAGCCUUAACAAUCGGAAAUUGCAUUUUCGUUGACACGUUAGAAGUAUGCCAACAUUUAACGUCUCUGAAUGAAGUUGUUGUUAAGCAUAACAUUAAGCAUGAGUUACUAAAAAAUCACGCAAUUCUUAACGAAGAUCUUUUACCGUGUCUUAAAAAAAUGUGUAUUGAAAGGGGUAUUCCGGUAAGGGGAAAGAUGGAACCAGACUGUAAUAUUACAGAAGAAACUACACAUCAAGAAACACAAAUGAAAAUAAUAUCAGAGAGCCUAGAACGUCCUGCCAACUUUGAAGAAAAAAACAUCGAAGAAAGUCAUGGUUUUAUAAAGAAAGAUCAAAGCAGACAAAUUCAAAAUGAAAUAUUAGGUGAACCUGACAAAGAUUCCAAUAAAGGAGUAUCACAGAACGUAUCUGUUACAGUAAAUACUAAAAAUCUUCCUGAAGAUAAAGUGGUAAAAGAAGUACUGAUAUCUAAUAGCCUGGAACAUUUUCCCGACUUUGAAGAGAAAAGCUUUGAAACUAGUGAUAACAUUAAAAAACAUAGAGUUGAAGAAUCUCAAAUUGGAAAAAUAAAUAAUAAUACAGAACCAACAAAAUCAGUUACACAACAAUCUCUUACUACAGUAGCUACAAAUCAACCUAAAGGCAAGUGGGCAAGUUUGGAAAGCGAUUAUUUAAAUUGCGUGUUCAUCGGGUCGUCGAAAACCCCAGAACAGUUCUUUAUGCGACUUCGCGAUUUCGAAUCCUCUAUGAAAAUAUUAUUAGAUGACAUAGAAAAAUAUGUUGCUAACGUUAAAAGCAAUGAAGUUAUUUUGCGAAAAGGCGAAAAUGUUCUAGCUAAAUUUCCAGAUGAUUCUACAUACGAAAGAGCUAGAAUAGAUGAAAUAAAUGGAGAUAAUGUGAAGUGCUUUUUCUUGGACCAAGGAGAUUGGAUAGAUAUACCUAAAAACCAUUUACUCCCAAUUACCGAAGAGAUCAUUAAUCAAAUACCGUACCAAGCUAUCGAAUGCAAACUACUUGGAGUCCGAGCGCCUGAUGAUAAAUGGAUCGAUUCCACAAAUAAAUGGUUCUACGAUUAUUGUUAUGAAGACGAAAACGGAGAAUUAAAAAUGUUAUAUGCAAAAUAUUACACAAAAGAAGCGGCUGAAUUUACCGGCGGUUUCAAGUAUGGCGUAUUCUUAAUUGACACGAGUACUGAAAAAGAUGUGUUGAUCCAUCAAUUGAUGAUAGAUCUUGAUUUGGCAAAUGAAAAUUCAGAUGAAGUCCAAUACUUUAAAAACGAUAAACGAAAUGCGAGAAACAAAGAAAUGUCAAAUGAAAGUUGUGAAAUUAACGAUAACAUAGUCGAUUUGGUAUCAUCUUCACAGGGUUUUCCCCAAAAACUUAUAAGAACGGUUCCAUUGGUUAAUUCUGAUAAUUCUGACGACGAUGAAGAUAAAUGGGAUGUGAACCUGGACUCAGGUGCUAUGAAAAACAUCGUUUCGUGGGUGAAAGUUCCACAAGAUUCUACAUUGACAGGUAAAACAGAUGGUAAAAAAAUGAUCGUUGAUGCAGAAAUAACUAAAUCUACUAAUAAAUAUAAUAAGUCAGUUACAAAGACAACAAAUCCGGUCAGAAAACCAAAUUUGAAGUGGCGGCAAAACAUAAACACUGUCAUCAUUACCAUAUCAAUCGAUGUCGAUAAAUAUUGCCUAGAAAUUGAAGAUAAAAGUUUAAAAUUUAGUGCCGAAUUGAACAAUGCGAAAUACGAAUUUGAUAUUACACUGUACGGCGUGAUCGAUAAGGAAAAGUCUUCACAUAUUAAAAAAGGCUUAGUUAUUUCGGUUAAAUUAGAGAAAUAUAAUAAGAAAAAAUGGUUAGAGCUAGUCAGUACAAGGGAGAAUAUAAAAAAUUGGAUCUCUUAUGACGUCAGUACUCUUGAUACGUCGUCAGAUGAAGACGACACAUGUCAAGAUACAAAAGAUUUUGAGAAUCACAUGAGAAGAACGCGUGAAGAAGAUUCAGAAUCGGAGGGUGAUGAAUUUGAAGACGAUCUGCACAGU
Messenger RNA from Brenthis ino (lesser marbled fritillary), 5760 nucleotides. The record is from the annotation of a GenBank genome assembly. NCBI's taxonomy places the organism in Eukaryota, Metazoa, Arthropoda, Insecta, Lepidoptera, Nymphalidae.